This is a messenger RNA of Caenorhabditis angaria, 1846 nucleotides long. The record is from the annotation of a GenBank genome assembly. Lineage: Eukaryota; Metazoa; Nematoda; Chromadorea; Rhabditida; Rhabditidae.
AUGUCAAAACAUAUUGGCCAUUCUCCCGUCGUAUCACAAGGUUUGUUUUUUUUCUACAAAAAUGAUUCAACAAAAUUUUGAGAAAAAUGGGCGUGUCGUUUUUUUCAAAACUUUAAAUUUCACAACAAUUAAAUAUCAUUGUUGGUUUUCAAAUUUGAUUCUUAUUGAAAAUGAGCUUAUAUUUCAAAGUUUACCAAACAAGUACUUGUAAGAUAGAUUUUUUUAAAUACAAUUUAAAACAUUUGAAUAAUUGCAGCUGGUGGAGGACUUUCAAAAGUAAUAGUUAUUCCUGCUCAACAAGGUCAACAACAACAGCAACAAGCACAACAAGUUUAUCUACUUCAACCAACAAAUACACAAGCUCAUGGCCCACCUGUAAGUUUAUACAUUUAUGUUCAAAUCCUCAUUAAUUAUAUUUUUAUUACAGGUCACUUUCAUUCCUGUACAAAUUCCAUCAGAUAAAAAAUCAAUGACUUUACUAAAUCAAAUGCAACCAAGUGGAUCACAUCAUAUGGUAAGUCAAAAACUGAUAUUUACAUUUUUCAUUCAAGUAAGCGUUUUUUCGAAAUAAUUCGAAUUAUUUUUUCAGCUUGAAACAAUUGAUUCUGGUCAUCGAGAUGGUCCAGGUCAAAUUCAAUCAGCUCCUCAACAAGUUCCGGUCACAAUUCAAUCAAAUGCUAGUACAAGUAUGGCUCCACCAAUUCCAACUGGAAGUGGACAAGCUGGUGGACAACAGAGAAUUACACUUGGAAAUCUGCAUUUUCAACAAGAUCCAAAUGAUCCACAAAAAUGGAUUAUUACAAAUGAAGGUGCACCAACUACUCAACCACAGGUAAUUAUUAUUUUUGAAAAGAGAUUUUCAAGAUUAAAUUUGUGGUGUUGACAUAAUUUAAAGAAAUUGACUCGGAAAAUUAACCAAACAGGGUAUAUGAUAAUUUCUCAAAUAUUUGCAAAAAUCGUAAUUCUUGAAAUUUGAACCGAAUUCGCGGAAAAUUUCGAAAGUAUUUUUAAAUUGAUUGGAUAUCCAUUUUUUAAUCACCGACCCGUUCUGUGAAUAAUAUAAAUCAACCAUUUUGAAUUUGCGAAUCCUUUUCUAUCAAUACACGUGUUUCCCUUUUGAAGAAUCAUUUUAAUAAGAUUCUAACCAAUUUCGCAUUUUCCAAACUUUCAAAUAGCACUUCUAUAAAGUUAAUAAAAUGUGCAUUUUUCAGCAACCUCAAACUCAACAGGGAACAAUAUUAGUUGGUAAUCAUGAUCGAGUAGGCGAUCAAACCCUUCUUAAUAUGAGCAAUGAUUAUGAUAUUAAUAAUUCAAUUCAUGAAACUCCGAAAAGAUGUGCUUGUACGUGUCCAAAUUGUUCAGGGAAUAAUCGAACGUAAGUUUAAUUAACUUUUUGAAAACUCAAAAUUAGUUCGUUUUUUUUUUCAGUGGUGACGGAAAAACUCGUAUGCACGUGUGUCAUAUUUGUAAUAAAACUUAUGGUAAAACGUCACAUCUUAGGUGAGUAGUUUUAACAUUUUUGUUUUCAUAUUUUUAUAGAAAUUUUUCAGAGCUCAUUUACGUGGACAUGCUGGUAAUAAACCAUUUGCUUGUGAUUGGCAACAUUGUAGUAAACGAUUUACAAGGUUAGUUGAUUUUGUGUAGAAAAAAAUCAAGUUUAAUUUGAAAUCUUUGCAGAUCAGAUGAACUUCAACGGCAUCGUCGAACACAUACAGGCGAAAAACGUUUCCAAUGUAGUCAUUGCGGCAAAAAAUUCAUGAGAAGCGAUCAUUUAACAAAACACGAAAGAACACACACAACAAAUCGAAUUUCAACAAUAAAUGUGAAUCAGGUUCGGAUAACCUAA